AUGCGAACCGACUUUACCCUGGCCGAGCUUGAGCGCCUGAGCUCCCACCUGUUUGCCUGGCAUUGGCUCCCUUCUAGUGGGAUCGCCGGGCACUCUGGUGGCAUCCUAAUAGGUGUCAAGGAUGCCACCUUUGAGGUUGGGAGCAUGGACAGGGGUGAGUUCUUUGUGAGCAUGGAAGUCUUCGAGCGCGCGCUGAACUUUAAGUGGGAGAUCAUUAUAGUCUAUGGCCCCGCCGACCACAGUCGCUCGGUGUCCUUCCUCGACGAGCUCUCGAGGAAGGUAUCCGCGGCCCGCUUCCCGAUCGUCGUCGGUGGCGAUUUCAACCUUCUCCGCUCUGCGGAGGACAAGAAUAACGACUUAGUUAACUUCCUGCGCAUGCAGUUGUUCAACGAUUGUAUUGCGGACCUCGGGUUGCGGGAAUUAGAUAGGAUUGAUGCUAGGUUCACCUGGACCAAUCGCCAGGCCGACCCAACGCUCUCUGUGCUGGAUCGGGUCUUGGUUUCUCCUGAGUGGGAGUUGAGGUGCCCCCUUGCCUCCCUCCGCGCCAUCACUCGCUGUGCGCGGCCGCUGCUGGAAGCCCGCCUUGCAUCUCACCGAUCCAUCUCGGCGGUGGAUGACUGGCACUUCUGCGCCAAGCGCGCCCGUCAGUUCAUGAAGGUCUGGGGCGCGAAUCUCGGAAGGGACCUCCGUCUCCGCAAAAAGGCCCUCCUUGACUCCAUUCAGGCCCUGGAUCUUCGGGCCGACUCGGUGGGCCUCUCUCCUGACGAGUGGAUGCAGCGUUAUGACCUUGAAGACCAGCUUAUGGUCAUAUACACCGACGAGGAGGCGUAUUGGCGCCUUCGAGGUACCCCCAAAAGUGGGUUCUCCAGGGUGACGCCAACACCGCCUACUUCCAGGCAAUCGCCAAUGGCCGGCGGCGACGUAAUACCAUUCCCCUUCUGUGGGAUGGCGCGACGCUCCUCCAGCGGCCCGCUGACAUCCGUGCUCAUGUUGACGGCUUCUAUCGAGCUUUGUGUCUUGGCUGCGGACAAUGCGGCUCUCACGGCCCUGUUCUCUGAGAAGGAAGUGUGGCUGGCAAUUAAAGGGAUGAACCCAUCAUCCGCCCCGGGUCCUGACGGCUUGCCGGUUAAGUUCUUUCAGACCUUCUGGCCCGCCAUCAAACAGGAGAUCAUGGCCAUCUUCGAGGAGUUUUAUGUCAGUUCCAUCGACCUCAAGCGCCUCAACUAUGGCAUUAUCACUUUGAUCCCCAAGGUCCCGGGCGCCUCCGACAUCCGCCAGUUCCGCCCUAUCACGGUGAUCAAUGUGAUCUUCCGCAUCCUUGCCAAGGGGUACGCCAAUAGGGUGGCCCCUUUAGCUGACCGCAUAACCCACCCGAAUCAAUCCGCCUUCAUUCAGGGCCAAUAUAUCUUGGAUGGGGUCUUAGUCUUCCAUGAAAUCCUGCAUGAGGUGCGAUCCAAAAACCUCAAGGCGGUUUUCCUGAAGAUUGAUUUCCAUAAGGCUUAUGACACGGUUAGUUGGCCCUUCCUUCGGGAAGUGCUGCUUAGAAAAGGGUUCGAUGAUCGCUGGGUGUCCCGGUUCAUGCAGAUGGUGUCUUCCGGCCAUACCGUGGUGAACAUCAACGGGGAAAUCGGGCCCUACUUCCCCACUUCCUGUGGGGUUAGGCAGGGUGACCCCUUUCCCCCGUUUCUGUUCAAUAUGGUGGUUGAUGCCUUGGCCUCGAUCCUGGAUAAGGCCAAGGCCGCCGGCCACAUACUAGGCAUUACCCCGCACUUGGUGGAGGGGGGAGGCGUCUCCCUUCUCCAAUACGCUGAUGACACCAUCAUCAUGGUCCAAGGCUCGGCGCCUGAGAUCUCGAACCUCAAAUUCCUCCUGCUGUGUUUUCAGCACCUCUCAGGCCUCAGAAUAAAUUUUGAUAAAAGCGAGGUGAUGAUUAUGGGCUAUUCGCCCGAUGAGAGCCAGAGCAUCGCUAACCGGCUUAACUGUCGGUUGGGGACAUUCCCCACUACCUACCUGGGGGUCCCCAUUAGUGACUCCCGCCUGACCGUGGCCGACCUACGGCCCUCGGUGCUCAAGCUCCAACACCGCAUCGAGCCGUGGCAAGGUCGUUGGCUCUCUAAGGCGGCUCGUACGAUCGUCAUCAACUCGUCCCUUUCCAGCCUCCUCCUAUUCAUCAUGAGCUUCUAUAGCUUCCCCGAGACUCUCCACCAUGAGAUUGGUUCGGUCCAGGCCCGGUUCUAUUGGGCGGGCGAGGGCGACAAGCAAAAGUACCAUAUGGUGCGCUGGUCUGAAAUCUGCAAGCCCCGGGAUCAAGGUGGUCUUGGUAUCAUGUCCUCCAAGCGCAUGAACCUGGCACUCCUCACUCGUUGGCUCUGGCGCAUUGCGAAUGGCGAUGGCGACCUGUGGUUGCAGAUCGUGCGCCAGAAAUACCUGCGUGGUCAACCCCUCGCCUUCUGCGCCCGGACCGGAGGGUCCCAGUUCUGGCAAUCUGUCAUUCAGCUCCUACCGGUCCUCCGUAUUGGGACAUCCAUCUCGAUCGGAACUGGGUCAUCCACGUUGUUUUGGCUAGACCGCUGGGCUGGGGACCUCCCCUUCGCUGCGAGAUUCCCUGACCUCUUCUCCAUCGCCGUUGACCCGAGGAUUUCCGUUGAGACGACCCUUAUUGACUUAGGGCGUCUCGCGUUCCGGCGGCCUUUUGGCCCCCCGGAAGUCGCCGCUUGGCACGAUCUCCUUGAUGCCGUCGCUCUUCAUGAGCCUGACCUCUCUCAGCCUCUUGACCGGUUGUCUUGGCGCCUAGAACCUUCAGGCCGCUUCUCCACGCAGUCCUUAUACCGCGCCAUUGCCCCAUCUCCUAGCCCGGCUAUCUUCGAGUAUAUCUGGACCAUCCGUCUGCCACUCAAGAUCAGGAUUUUCAUGUGGCAAUGGAUCCGUGGCCGUCUUCCCUCUGGCGUGGAGGUGAUUAAGCAUCAUGGUCCGGGUGACGGUCUAUGCCCCCUUUGCGGGACGGAAGAAACUUUGAAUCACAUCUUCUUCUCGUGCGUGUCCGCCCAGUUCCUCUGGGGUUGCCUCCGGGAGGUGAUCGGUGGGGUUUGGUGCAACACCAACUUCCCUGACCUCCUUGCCGAGAUCCAGGCCACCCCCAUAUCGGGCCGCCACAUUAGGUGGCUGCUCAUUGGGGUUCUCGCCUGGACGAUCUGGACUCUCUGGCGGCCGCUUAGCCGUCACCAGGACCGAGACGCCAUCACCACCAUCAUCUCCGACCUUCGCGCGAUGGCCCUCCGCUUGGCGCCGCCGCUCCCUCCGCCACCGCCCGAGCCAGAUUAG
Aegilops tauschii subsp. strangulata is the source of this 3321-nucleotide messenger RNA. NCBI's taxonomy places the organism in Eukaryota, Viridiplantae, Streptophyta, Magnoliopsida, Poales, Poaceae. The record is from RefSeq and is a predicted model, not a curated record.